Molecule: messenger RNA, 6931 nt
Organism: Oryzias latipes (Japanese medaka)
Lineage: Eukaryota; Metazoa; Chordata; Actinopteri; Beloniformes; Adrianichthyidae
Gene: wdr7
Product: WD repeat domain 7
Cellular component (GO): cytoplasm
Molecular function (GO): protein binding
Source: RefSeq, a predicted model, not a curated record
GCUCACAAAUGUCCGCGAAGUCCACUUUCCCUUUGUGUGAAUCAAAAUCAAAGUAAAAGCUAUCCCAGUCAUAUUUUAACACGGAACAUUUCAAAUGUGGAAACCAAGUUCUUCAACGGUGAAGUGAACAUGUGCACACGGCGUGCGCAGUGACACCCUCUGUGGUACCUAAAGACAAACGCCGGAUGAUCUUCAGUCUGUGGGUCACCUCAAUGUGGUGGUCAGAGGUCAGAGACAAGCCGCCACGAUGUCAGGAAACAACCUGGUCCUCCCCAUUGUGCUGUGGAGCCGCACGGCCCCCACCCACUGCAUCAGCAGCUUGCUGGUGAUGGACGACUUCAGCACCAUCGUCACCGGCUGCCACGACGGCCAGAUCUGCCUGUGGGACAUGACACCUGAGCUGCAGAUUUGUCCCAGGGCCAUGCUGUUCGGCCACACGGCCUCCAUCACCUGCCUGUCCAAAGCCAGCGCCAGCAGUGACAAACAGUACAUCGUCAGUGCGUCAGAGAGUGGGGAGAUGUGUCUGUGGGAUGUCAAUGACGGACGUUGCAUCGAGUUCACCAAGCUGGCCUGUGCCCACACUGGCAUUCAGUUUUAUCAGUUCACCAUUGGUACUGAGAAGGAGGGGCGCCUCCUUUGCAACGGCCAUUACCCAGAAAUCCUUGUUGUGGACGCCACGAGCCUGGAGGUCCUUUACUCACUGGUCUCCAAGAUCUGCCCCGACUGGAUCAGCUCCAUGAGCAUCAUCAGAUCUCAUCGUACACAAGAGGACACCGUGGUGGCCGUGUCGGUGACCGGCAUUCUGAAGGUCUGGAUCAUAACGGCAGAGGUCAGCAAGAUGCAGGACCUGGACCCGGUGUUUGAAGAGGAGUCCAAACCCAUCCACUGUCAGGGCUGCCAGAGCAUCUCCUUCUGCAGCUUCACGCAGAGCAGUCUGCUGGUCGUCUGCUCCAAAUACUGGAGGGUGUUCGAUGCAGGAGACUACUCGCUGCUCUGCUCGGUGGCCAGCGAAAACGACCAGUCCUGGACGGGUGGAGAGUUCGUUGCAGCCGACAGAGUCAUCAUCUGGACUGAGGACGGCUGCAGCUGCAUCUACAAGCUGCCAGCCAGCUGUUUGUCCGCCAGCGAACAUUUCCGCCGCGAUAUCGGGAAAACCAAAGAGGGUUCGAUCCCGCCGCUCAUCUACAAGAUCGCAGAGCGUGCAGACAAGCAGACGGAAGAAGAGGGAGGUGAGGAGGCGGUGGAGGUGAUUUGCCUCCCUGCCGGCGGGUACGACUUGGAGCUCUACACCCCAGAGCAGCUAUACCAACACCGGCCUCUAGAGGCUCCCCUCCUCAUCUGUCCACCGGUCACGCGCUUCUUCUUUGGCCGCCGGGAGCCUUUCCACAAGCUCCUGAUCCAGGGGGACUCGGCGGGCCGGCUUUCCCUGUGGAGCGUCCCCGACGCCACGCCCAGUCGGACUGCUGCCACCUGUACAGAGCUGCAGGUGUCGUCCACCAUCAGCCUGCAGGAGGCGUUCGAUAAGCUGAAGCCCGUCUCCGCGGGCAUCAUCGACCAGCUCAGCGUCCUGCCGGGCAAAGAAGAACCCAUCAAGGUGACCGCCAGCGUGUACAUCCCCUCGCAGGGCCGGCUGGUGUGCGGCAGGGAAGACGGCAGCAUCAUCCUGGUUCCCGCCACUCAGACCGCCAUCGUGCAGCUGCUGCAGGGCGAGCACAUGCUGCGCAGAGGUUGGCCCCCCCACCGCACGCUGCGAGGUCAUCGGAACAAGGUGACCUGCGUCCUCUACCCGUACCAGGUCUCGGCGCGCUACGACCAGCGCUCUCUGGUGUCUGGAGGGGUGGACUUCUCCGUCAUCGUGUGGGACAUUUUCACCGGAGAGAUGAAGCACAUCUUCUGUGUCCACGGAGGGGAGAUCACGCAGCUCAUCGUCCCCCCCGAAAACUGCAGCACCCGCGUGCAGCACUGCGUCUGUUCCGUGGCCAGCGACCACUCCGUCGGGCUGCUCAGCCUCCGGGAGAGGAAGUGCAUCAUGCUGGCCUCGCGACACCUUUUCCCCAUCCAAGUCAUCAAGUGGCGUCCGGCUGACGACUACCUGGUGGUGGGGUGCUCCGAUGGUUCCGUCUACGUCUGGCAGAUGGACACAGGAGCGCUGGAUCGCUGCGUGAUGGGAAUCACCGCCGUGGAGAUCCUGAACGCCUGUGAUGAGCUGGCCCCCGCCACCGUGGACGCCCUGAGCCACCCGGCGGUCAACUUGAAGCAGGCCAUGACUCGCCGCAGCCUGGCGGCCCUGAAGAACAUGGCCCAGCACAAACUGCAGACGCUGGCCACCAACCUGCUGGCUGCAGACAAUGCAGAUAAGGGUAACUUGCCAAAAUAUUCCCACAACUCACUGGUGGUCCAAGCGAUGAAGACCAACGUGACGGAUCCUGACAUGCACGUGCUCUUCUUCGACGUGGAGGCCAUGAUCAUCCAGCUUCUGACGGAGGAGGCGCAGAGACCAAACCCAACCCUGGUGUCUCCUGAAACUCUGCAAAAGAGUCAGGCCGGAGCCGACAAGGGCGGGUCCUUCCUGGCAAACAAAAUCUUCAAACAGGUGAAGGAGACCAUGAAGGAGACCAUCAAGGAGCACCUGUUAGAUGAAGAUGAUGAGGAAGAGGAGGAGAUGAGGAGGCGUGAGGAGAAGUCUAAGUCAUUGAGCUUGCUGGAGUACAACCUGACCAUGGACACGGCCAAGCUCUUUAUGUCCUGCCUCCACGCCUGGGGUCUCAACGAACAGCUGGAUGGCAUCUGCCUGGAGCGACUGGGCAUGCUCAGACCGCACUGUCCCAUCUCCUUUGGCUUGAUUUCCAGAGGAGGUCACAUGUCCCUCAUGCUGCCCACUUUCAAGGAGUCUUUGUUGCGUCAGUUGUCCCUGGCGACUGGCAGGAAGCUGACCCUAUCAGAUAUUGUGGGUAAGGGGGCGUACGGCCUGUCCAGGGCAGUGACCACGCAGCACCUCCUGUCUGUCAUCUCGCUGGCCAACACCCUGAUGGGCAUGACCAACGCCACGUUUGUUGGAGAGCACAUGAAAAAAGCCCCAGUGAGGCCUCCCAGACCAGGAGGAACCCCGGAGAGUCCUCGGAGGACGCCCGCCGCCCCCGCCCAGCCCUCCAACCCGGCGCUACAGGCCCAGAUCAAACAAGCUGCUCUAGCUGCCAACACCAGCACUGCUGCCACUGCUGGGGCUCUGGGGGCUCCUGGGGGCCUUUCUCAGGGGGCCCCUGGCUCCCCAAGCCCCCACCCAGCUUCUCAUAACAUCCCCUCAGUCAAUGAAGGAUGGAGCCAACUGGCCGCCAUGCACUGUGUGAUGCUUCCUGAUCUUCUUGGCCUGGACAAGUUCAGACCACCUCUGCUUGAGAUGUUGGCGCGGCGCUGGCAGGACCGCUGUCUGGAGGUUCGAGAAGCUGCACAAGCUCUUCUGCUGGCUGAGCUGAGGAGGGUCGGCCAGUCGGGACGCAAGGACACGAUUGACAUGUGGGCUCCUUACCUGCCUCAGUACGUGGAUGCUGUCAGCUCCCCUGGGACGACUACAGAGCCCUCCCCUGCAGCUCCGCCCCCUCCUGAGGCUCAGCCAAUAGAAGCCAAAGCUCCUGAAGAGGAAAUAGAUGUGACGGAUGAUGACAUCACUGCAGGCUGUCUGUCCAACCUCCCUCCAAACGCCAAGAAGAUCUCCAACUCUUACGAGGAGCGUCGCAAGCAGGCCACUGCCAUCGUGCUCCUUGGGGUGAUCGGGGCGGAGUUUGGUGCUGAGAUCGAACCCCCAAAAGGUUCAGGAAGAGCUCGGCCCGGCGGACUGGUGCCUGAAGGCUUUGGGCCCACCAGCGGAGCGUCGUCUAACUACUCGCUAGCUAGACACACAUGUAAGGCGCUGACCUUCCUGCUGCUCCAGCCCCCCAGCCCCAAGCUCCCGGCCCACAGCACCAUCCGCCGCACUGCCAUUGAUCUGAUUGGCCGGGGCUUCACCGUCUGGGAGCCGUACAUGGACGUGUCGGCGGUGCUCAUGGGACUGCUGGAGCUGUGCGCCGACGCCGAGAAGCAGCUGGGGAACGUCUCUAUGGGUUUGCCCCUCAACCCUCCUGCAGAUUCGGCUCGCUCCGCCCGCCACGCCCUCUCCCUCAUAGCCACGGCCCGCCCCCCCGCCUUCAUCACCACCAUUGCAAGAGAGGUUCAUCGACACAACGCAGCUCAGGCCAACUCUCAGUCACAGCAAAAUGUCCACACCACCACUCUGGCCAGAGCGAAGGCAGAGAUACUGCGAGUGAUUGACAUCCUGAUCGAGAAGAUGCCUGGAGAUGUGGUGGAUCUGCUGGUUGAAGUGAUGGACAUCAUCAUGUACUGCAUUGAGGGUUCUCUGGUGAAGAAGAAAGGACUGCAGGAGUGUUUCCCUGCUAUUUGCAAGUUCUACAUGGUGGGUUACUGUGACCGCAGCCACCGCAUCGCCGUGGGAGCUCGCCAGGGUUCGGUGGCCCUCUACGAUGUCCGUACUGGAAAAUGUCAGAAUAUUCACGGUCACAAAGGUCCGAUUACAGCCGUGUCGUUCGCCCCAGAUGGCCGUUACCUGGCGACCUACUCCAACGCCGACAGCCACAUCUCUUUCUGGCAGAUGAACACCAGCCUGCUGGGCCAAAUCGGCAUGCUGAACUCGGCUCCUCAGCUGCGUUGCAUCAAGACGUACCAGGUUCCUCCGGUGCAGCCGGCCUCCCCAGGAUCCCAAAACCACCUGAAGCUCGCCCGCCUCAUCUGGACCUCCAACCGCAACGUCAUCCUGAUGGCUCAUGAUGGAAAGGAGCAUCGCUUCAUGGUCUAAGCCCUCCUGCAGUCGGCGCUGCUGUCAUUGUGGACCGGUUUAGGGAGUUCUGUUCUGGGUCUGGAGGGAAGUUAGUGAAAUGUGGUCUAGAAAGUCUCACUGGGGGAUUUGUGGAACAGCAGCUCAGCUAGAAUGGAACAAAUCCAGUCCAGGUCCCAGUUUGGCUCGCUUAAACUUUAUGUUCUACUGUAACCUUUGUGGAGAAGCGUGCUCUGUACAUAUUUAUAGGCCGUGUGUUUACAUUAGGAUUUGUGCAUAUGUGAAUCAGUGACAUCAUUCUUAUUCCUAUUUAUUUGUUGCUUUUCAUCAGAGUCCCAGUGCUCCUUCGCUUUGUGAGGCAGCUGUUGCUGCUGGUCAGGACAGAAGCGUGCUACCGCGACGCGCUCUCUGGUCUCUGAGCCUGCUUUUGGGAGACGAGCGGUGCAGAACACGCACAUGUUCCAUCACAAGAGGGAAGCGGCUGCAGCUAUAAGAGGCGGCGGCGGCGGGCUUUGACCCAUGCAAGGCCGCACGCAACACGCUUUCCUCGUUUCAAAGAGGCUUCAACCUGCCAGCACUCUGCUUUGACUGUUGUAGCACCUUCAAGGCUUUUCCUGGCUUCACACCGACCUGUGUGUGUGUUUGUGUGUGUGUGUAUUGUGACUGUUAAACACACAUUCUCACUUCAGGCUGUUCGCUCUAAAAGCAUGGAAAGGUGCAGCGCCUCCAUGCAGAGAAGGCCCUCUGAGGUCACAAAGCCACACUCCUUAUUAGGAUCAUUUUAUUCUUCCAAGUGGCUUUUGGGUCGAGAUCAUCAUCAUUCGUGUCGACAUCUGCAGAAACGUUUGUCUGCUGAGCUUGAUGGGGUUUUGGCUUUAAGCUCCAGUACCUCCUCUUAAUAAAUUGUCUGUGUCUCUCACUAGUUCUGAGUAACAGUCCAUGUUCGCCGUCGCCGUCGCCGCCGCUGCUGCUGCCGCCGCCCUCCCUUGGCGUGUGUUGUGGCAUCUGCCUGGAUCCCACUCUCCUUGAACUUGUUUAAAAUGCUUUUUUUUGUUUAACUCAAAUGCAACCUGUUUUUCUAGAGACAAUUUUCUUUCUUUUUUUAAUAAAAAAUGUAACUUUGGAAAUAGAGGACGGCCAAAAGAAUAAAGUACAAGAUAGAAAAGCAGCAGCAGACGUCAGAAUCUAAGGGGGAACAUUUCCGUCUUGAUGUUGUUGAAAUAUGAAAAACUGCUGCUUUGAUUCCCCCCUAGACUGAUUAACAAUUAAAUUUGAUCCUUCUCAGAGUUUUAUCCAGAGAAAUGAAGUUAGAAUAUAUACAAAUAUAAGACGUCUAUCAAUAUUCUAUGGACGGGGAGACCAGUCUGUUGGACAGAGUCCCUCUUGGUGUGUUGGAGGGGUUGGAAGCCUCCUUUUCUGCCCUCCCUCCACCUCCUGUCAGUUUCAUUAGUGCUGUCAGAAAGCUUCUAACACCGUUACACACCUGUAAACCCGAGCGUGUCAAAGCUUUUCACAGGUUCUGCCUCCCCUCAGAGGGAGGGGGGGGGGGGGGCGGCGUCUGGUCGGGGGGAUAUUUUCAAAAACACUCAAACAUGCCAAGUCCAGCUCAUCCUGACAGCUCUGAGAUCUUAAUCUUUCCUUUCCUCCGGCACUCUUAACAGUUUGAGAAAAUAUGUUUUUGGCAGCCUCUCAGGGGAGGACGGGUGAGAAAAAUGGAAAAGGCGGGGAGGAAGAGCUGAAGAGUAAGUAACAAGUGAGGAGAUCAGCUCGGCCAACCAGAAAAAGAGGAUCUGUGGUGAAGGCAGAGAACCAAAGUGUUUUCCCUUAACCUUUGGUUCCUUUUGUUUUGUUUUUCUCCUUCCUGACACGCAGAGAUGAGCCGCCAUCGCCCCCCCCCCCCCCCCCCCCCCCCAUCUCUGCCCCCCAUGGCUAAUUCUGGUCAUUGGGUUCAGAUGCGUUUACAGGAAGUGGCGUGUUUAAAGUGACUGACGUCCUGCAUGUAGAUGAGCCUCCCUUCAUGCUGCUGUGCAUCAUGUGAACGUGUGUGUUCUUCUUAAAGUGUGUUGCUGUUGACUUGGUGUCCAAUAAAGGCAUUCCUGUGUCAAA